CUGACGUCAUGACGCAGCGCCCGUUCGCGGAGUUGAAAACAAUAAACAAUCUGCGAGCGACGCAGCGGACGCAAGAAUCUGAACCUCCGGAAAGAAACGGGAAACGGAACCGAAUCCGGACUUGGCCUGCUCUUUAUUUUCCCGGACUAUUCCGUCGAAACUCCGGGGCUGAGGGACACGUUUCACGGUUAACAGCCCCGUCCGUCGGUGUCGGUCUGUCACCUCUGCCCCGCUUCCCUGUUAUGCGGGUCCCGGGGAGCCGGACCGAGCCGAGCUCCGCGCCCUGCCCCCCGCUCCGCCAGCCCCAUGUCCCGCUGGCUGCUGCCCUGGUCCGGCUCGCUCAAGAAGCGGGCCUGCCGGUACCUCCUGCAGCACUACCUCGGCCACUUCCUGCAGGAGCGCCUGACUCUGGACCAGCUCAGCCUGGACCUGUACAACGGCAGCGGGGUCAUCCGAGACAUCAGCCUGGACGUCUGGUCUGUCAAUGAGCUGCUGGAGUCGGUGGGUGCUCCUCUGGAGCUGGUUGACGGCUUUGUGUCCAGCAUCGCCGUGACGAUCCCCUGGGCCGCUCUGGUCACUGACCACUGCACCGUGGAGAUCCAGGGGCUGCAGCUGACCUGCCGACCAAAGUACAGAACCAGUACCACCUGGGACUCGCAGGGCUGGUCCUCCUGUAUGACCUCCAGCAUGCAGCUGGCUCAGGAGUGCCUGAAGGACCCGCCUGAGGCGUCUGAGGAGCCGCCCGCUCCACUGGAGGGUCUGGAGAUGUUUGCGCAGACGAUCGAGACGGUGCUGCGCCGUAUCCGAGUCACCUUCCUGGACACCAUCGUCCGAGUGGAGCACCAGCCCCUGGACUCCGACACCGGAGUCGCUUUGGAGGUGCACAUCAAACGGCUGGACUACUGUGACGAGGCGGUGAGGGACUCCAGCCAGGCGCUGCCUGUUGACAUCCACCAGCCCCCUGCUGUCCUGCACAAGAUCCUGCAGCUCAGCGCCGUGCAGCUGCUGUACGAGGCUACUGGGGGCUCACAGGCCGAGGUUCCCCCGGGCAGCGACAGUGAGGGGGAUUCCCUGGCCACAGGCGAUCGUGAGUCUGGCCCACAGCGCCCCCAGCUGAUUGGGAUGUGCUCUGGCGUCAUGGAGACCAGUGUGAAGAUCAAACAGAACAGUGCCCUGCCUGGGCCCAAGCUGGAGCUGGAAGGAAAGAUGGGCUGUGUCCACCUGCUGCUGUCCCCAGGCCAGAUCGCUCACCUGUCGGACCUGCUGUCUGUGCUCUGCGUUGAGACAGAGCCCAGCAGGGGGGCCGAUGGGGGGCGCAGUCGCCCCUUGGGCUCCGAGGACCUGCGGCUGAUCGAGGAGGACCUGGGCAGGCAGCUGAGCGCCGAGACUGCCGACAGGGGCCAGACCAGCGAGGAAGAGGAGGAGCAGAGCUUCCUCGGCAGCCUGGACAACACAGAGAUGUUCUACUCCAUGGGCGUGGGGAUGAGCAGCAGUUUGGCGUCCCUGCGCUCGGCCAGCGAGCUGUCGGACAGCGGGAUGGACUCCUCCGCGCACAGCCAGCUCAGCGCGCUGGCCGCGGGGCUGAUGGUGACCAGUCCCCGGCGCUACCCUGUCCCCGGAGCGCUGUCCAGCCUGCAGGCCGGUCCCAGGCUCUCAGGCCGGCUCUCGCAGCGCCCCCCAGCGGAGCCCCUGAAAACGGACGCCCUGCUCCGCCUCUCCCUGGGGGGGCUCACCCUCACCCUGCUGGAGCAGGAGCCCUCCCCCGCGGGCCAGCAGGGGGAGCCGUCCCCGGGCGAGGUGUCGCGCGUGUUCUUCCAGGAGCUGGGCUUCUUCAAGGACGCCGUGUUCAGCGGCAGAGACUUCACCCCGCUGAGAGAGAGCUUCGCCAAGGCGUGCCCACACUCCCACCUCAGGCUCACUGGCUCGGCCGUUCAGGUCACCUGCGAAUGGAAGAGCUCGGGGCGCCGCGCCCGCGAGAUGACCUCUGACCUCUCCUUCAGCAGACUGGAGCUGCUGGAGUGCCUGCGGGGUCCCGAGAGCCCAGGGGAGCCCCAGUACACUGAGGUCCUGCUGUUCCAGAAUCCCAGUGCCUUCACGUUCGGUCAGACGGCCAAGCCCUGCGCCCAGAUCCAUUACCGGCUGAGCGAGAGCACGUCCCGCAGGGGAGCGGUCCGGCAGAGGCUCGUGCGCAGUGACAGCACAGUGCGUGUGGAGCUCGGGGAGUUCACCGCAGAGCUGGACCUGGACCUGCUGACCCGGCUGGACCUCAUCUUCCGAGCCCUGAGUGCAGAGGCACAGUCGCACGCACAGCGUGACCAGCCACAGUGCAGCGAGCUCCACUCCUCCGUCACCCUCCUCUCCCCGCUGGCGGUUCUGAGGCUCCGCUUCCCGGUGCCGGACCUGCGCCCCGGACCCGAGCGCCCUUCUGACCUCACUCUUCCUGCCCCUCGUCUCUCAGGUGUGUAUGAGGACGGGGAGGGGGGGUCGUUCCCCUGUAUCAGAGUCCAGAAGGCCUCUGACCCCCAGGGUAGCGGACAAGAUGGCAUCCCCAGCGUCGUCGUGAGGCUGAGCUCGCCAGAGCCGAGCUCUGGGCCGUGGGAGGCGGGUGUGGAGCACAGUCUGGAGGGGGAUCUGGGCUCUGUGGAGAGCCCCUGUGAGCUGAGGCAACGAGAGAGCUCGCCUUUCUCCUCCAACAGGACCAUGUUUGAGACCGAGGAGAUGGUGAUCCCAGCAGAUCAAGAGGAGAUGUUGGCCUUCCAGUCUCAGUGUGUCUCCCAGUCCCAGUAUGUGCUGGAGGUCACCCUGCCUCUGGCCACAGUGCUCCUGCCCAGCAAGGAGGCCUACCAGAGUCUGUACAACCGCUGUCAGGCUGUGCUGGUCUCGGUGAUCUGUGCUGGUCUCGGUGAUCUGUGCUCCAGCUACUCGGACUCAGAGGAGGAGGAGCCUCAGUUCAUCUCCGCUGAGGAGACCCUGAGGCACCGGGGGGCGGAGCUUCAGCUGGGCCCCACCCACAGCCUGCUCUCCCUGACCAUUCACAUCGGCCGGGGGCGGCUCACCUGUAUGGCCGACAGCAAGGGGGAGUCCGGCCAGAAGGUGGAACAGUGUCACGGGGAGCUGGUGCUGGACGUGGAAGGAGGGAAGAUAUUCAGCGUGACGCAGCACCGAGGAGACCCCUUCCUCAACUUCCUGUGCCUGGAGAGCCAGAAGGUUGAACUGUACCACCACGCGAUUGUGCCGGACUCCCCCCUCCCGGAGCGGCUGGAAAUGCCCAGUUUCACCCCCCCGGAUCACCUGGAGCCUACCAUCUACCCCUCGGAGGCGGGGGUGUCCAGCGUGGCGGGCAGGGAGAGCAGGAGGCAGAUGCUGUCCACCGCCAUCAAGAUCACGCUGGACCCGGCGAGGGGAGUGAAGGAGUUCCUGGUUGCUCUCGGCCUGCAGGGGGCCACGUUGCGGCAUCGCAUGUCCUCGUCCUAUCAGAGCUGGCACGAACAGCUGGUCGACUUCCUGGACGUGAUCGACGAGCCGAUCCUGGGGUACACGCCCCCCGCGGUCAUCACCGUGCUGCACACACACCUGCUGAGCUGCGCUGUGGACUACAGACCCCUCUACCUCCCGGUCCGCAUGCUGUUCACCGCCGAGUCCUUCUCCCUGUCCAGCAACAUCAUCGUGGACACCGCGACCUUCCACCUCCGGUUCAUACUGGACGACUCUGCCCUCUACCUGUCGGAUAGGUGUGAUAGCGACACGGUGGACCUGCGCAGGGACUAUGUCUGUGUUCUGGACAUUGACCUCCUGGAGCUGGCCAUCACCACCUGGAGAGCCAGCGAGGACAGCAAGCUGACUCAGCCCCUGUUUGAGCUGCGCUGCUCCAACAAUGUCGUCCACCUCCACACCUGCGCUGACUCCUGCGCCACCCUGGUCAACCUGCUGCAGUACCUGGUCUCCCACGGCGACCUGCACCCGCCUCCACAACCCCACCCCCCGACCGAGAUCGCUGGGCAGAGGCUGCCGCUGUCGGAAAGUCCCGCCUCCCUCCCUCCCUGCCUGCCCGCCGAGACCGCGGAGAUCAACCAAUGCGACCUCACCGACGCCCUGAUUGACACCGAAAAGAGCCAACAGGACGAGGAGGCGGGAGCAGGUGAGGGGAAGGAAAGGAGGGGCUCAGGCCUGAGUGUCCUGAUAGCUGCCUGCUGCGUGUGCGUGCGUGCGUGCGUGCCCCGCCUCUCCAGAGCCCCACCCUCCACUGUGCCUCCCACCCAGCCUGCCCCUGCUGAGCGACAGGCGUGCCCCUCUCCCCAGGCCACAGCGGAGACCGUGUACGACAUCCUGUCCCCUGCGCCGCCUCUGUGUCGGGCCCUGUCGGACCGGCGCCACGCCCACCGCCGGCCGGCCCAGCCUGCUGACCUGCGUGAGGGCGUCGCCAAGGCCUACGACACUGUCCGCGAGGGGGUGAUAGACACCGCGCAGACCAUCUGCGUCAUGGCGUCGCGGGGUCACGAGCAGAAGGGGCUGCCGGGGGCGGUGGGCGGGGUCCUGCGGCAGAUCCCGCCCACGGUGGUCCGCCCUCUCAUCGUCGCCACGGAGGCGACCUCCAACCUGCUGGGCGGCAUGCGGAACCAGAUCAAGCCGGACGCGCGGAAGGAGGACUUCUUGAAGUGGCGCACCGAGGACAGCCAGGAGUGAGGGGGAAGGAGAACCCUGCUGCACAGGGCGGGGCUCCCGCCCCCCCAGGGGGACUGCAGAGGCGCCGCCCUGCUGGCCGGCCCUGGGGUGGGAGCUGCUGGCGGGUGCUCGUCUCUGAUCCCGGAGUGGCCAGUGUCCAGCCCCCACUGUCCCCUCCAUGUGUGUGCAUGUGUGUGUGCGUGUGUGAAUGUG
This is a messenger RNA of Lepisosteus oculatus (spotted gar), 4875 nucleotides long. The record is from RefSeq and is a predicted model, not a curated record. Lineage: Eukaryota; Metazoa; Chordata; Actinopteri; Semionotiformes; Lepisosteidae.